AUGGAAGACGCUGUGAGCCAAGACACUAACGGACGGACAAACAGAAACCAGGGGAGGAAUCAAGGUCAGGGCCUUAUAGACGAGUUGGAGGCGUUCAUGGCCCCCGUCGGUGAAGGAUGUUACCCGCCGCAACCCAUCGAUGCACGCCGUAUCGGGGGCCACCAGCUACCAGAAAGUCCGCCAGACUCAGGCUCAGAAAACCCAUACAGUCCAGACACCCAAGUCUCCCACACAAUUGCUGUAUCACAAACAGUACUUGGAACAGAUUAUAUGCUAGUCCCAGAUCACAUUACAUCACACGAAAUCCUACAACAAAAUGGCGAAUAUAUAUAUGAGGAAUUGAAAACUGAUAACAUCGACCAUGAAGUGUUGAGAAGUAAUCUCAACGAUGUGGUUAUAUUACCACAAGACCCUAACAUAGUUGAAUUAGGUCUAAGAACGGUCCGACAUGAUAUGACCCUAUCAGACCCAAUUUCCUACCAAAAUCGUUACAAUCAGAUGAGGGUGGACCUACCAGAGUUAGAGCAGGGGAUGAUCAACCCCCAACUAGUGGCUUUGGGCCAUGAAAAUUUGACCCCAGUGUACACAAAUCUACAGGAGCCCAGUGGGAAGAAGAGGAAACACUCACAAGAUUUUAAUUCACAAGUGAAGUGUGAACCAGCCGCCCUAUCGCCAGAAAGUGCAGUGGUCCGCCCACCGCCCUCCGUAGAUGGGUCGGAGGCUGGAGACGAGAUACCUCUACAAUGUAUCCGAUUUGCGCCUUUCCAGCAAAAUUUGUGGCAAUCGUUAUAUGAUUGCAACUUGAAGCCGCUUUCAACACUAUCAUAUAUAGUAGGAGCCGAUAAAGGUUUCAACUUCUCACAAAUAGAUGAAGCUUUCGUCUGCCAGAAGAAAAAUCAUUUCCAAGUGACCUGCCAAAUACAAAUACAAGGGGAUCCGCAUUAUGUAAAGACUAAUGAAGGCUUCAAGAAGAUAAACAACUUCUGCAUCCACUUCUAUGGGGUCAAGGCUGAAGAUCCGAGCCAAGAAGUUAGAAUCGAACAAAGUCAAUCGGACAGAACCAAGAGACCGUUUCAUCCUGUGCCAGUGGAGCUCCGUCGCGAGGGUGCAAAGAUCACAGUAGGGCGUCUCCAUUUUGCGGAAACAACAAACAAUAACAUGAGGAAGAAGGGCCGGCCCAACCCCGACCAGAGGCACUUCCAGCUGGUGGUCGCCUUGAGGGCGCACUGCUCGCAAGCUGACCACAUGGUGGUGGCUCAUGCCAGUGAUAGGAUUAUUGUCAGGGCAUCGAACCCGGGCCAGUUCGAAUCGGACUGCACAGAGAACUGGUGGCAACGUGGCGUUUCAGAGAACAGCGUGCACUUCAAUGGCCGCGUCGGUAUCAACACGGACAGACCUGACGAAUCCUGUGUUAUAAAUGGUAACCUCAAGGUGAUGGGCCACAUCGUGCACCCGUCGGACGCGCGCGCGAAGCACAACAUCGAGGAGCUGGACACCGCGCAGCAACUGAAGAACGUGCAGAGCAUCAGGGUUGUCAAGUUCACAUACGACCCGUCGUUCGCCCAGCACUCGGGCCUGCUGGGCGCGGGCGCGGGCGCGGGCGGCGCGCUGGCCGACACCGGCGUGCUCGCGCAGGAGGUGCGGCGCGUGCUGCCCGACGCCGUCAAGGAGGCGGGCGACGUCGCGCUGCCCAAUGGGGAUGGGAUACCCAGGUUCCUGGUCGUUAAUAAGGAUCGCAUUUUCAUGGAAAAUCUUGGGGCUGUGAAGGAGUUGUGCAAAGUGACGGGAAACUUAGAGUCUCGAAUAGAUCAGUUGGAAAGGAUCAAUAAGAAGCUGUGCAAGAUUAAUGUGUUACAACGUCGGGACAGCUCACGCUCAAGUAUUAGUAAUGAUUCCCGCUUUUCAAGUAUAUCAGCAUCUUCAAAAUCGUUUUACAGCGAUGGAAACAUUUCAAUAGACCAAAUAAGGCAUAUCGCACGAAGCAUUCGAAAACACGAGUGUUGCCACAAGCUAAGCCACAACUCCCCAAAAUUUACCCGAAAACAAUGCAAAUAUUGUCACGGAAGCUAUUCAAAAUAUGGCAAAUAUUAUAAUUAUAAUAAGACAUGUGUCAGAUAUCAUAAUAAGCCCGAAAAAGAAAAUAAAACUUACCCAACUUAUAUAAGUGCAGUGGAUAAUAUACAAAAGAUGCCAGAAGAAAAUUAUAGUACGGUGUCGAAAAAGAAAGAUACUUGUCUAUGGUUGAAAGAUGAAGACAGUUUUAGAAAUAACUCUAUGGCUUUUUGCUGUAGAAGAAAAUAUAAAUAUGGCGAUUCCAAUGGCGAAUUGAUUUCUAAUAAGUUUUUACAGAUCGUUAUUACUAUAUUAAUUUUUAUAAUGGCUGUGUGCCUGGUGGUGAUGUCAGCGCUGUACUUCCGCGAGCACCAGGAGCUGGUCUCCAUGCGCGAGGGCCGGCUGCAGCACAAGCCCUACCCGCAGUACGGCAAGCCGUACUCGCUCGACCACAACCAGAUACACAAUAUAAAAGCAUCACAGCACGCGACUGCAAAGAAAACCGUUAAAGAAAAAGGUCCAUACAAAACCAGUCCAGAGUACACCACGUCGAUGCCCGAAACACACUCGACGUCCACCACUUUGCACGCUUCAAGGAAUUUCAUGAAAAAUGUUUUGAAUCUAGAACAAGCGCAAGUGUCAGCAUCUCGCACAGCCUCCCCCGUGGGCGGAGGCUGCGCCUUUCCUGCCUUCUCGGCCAACGCGGACAACGAGCUGGACGCGGACUGUCAGUCGUCAUGCGGCCUGGAUCCCCCACAGACGUAUGAAAACCAAGAACCUCUAGAACGUUCCAAAUCCGACAAAGAGACGAAUGAAACUUUCCGACCUUUAGAAAUAAAAGACAAACCGUUAACUCCAGUCAUACCGGAAAAAAAUACGACGAAACCGCAAAAAGACGAAUUGAAAAACAUAAUACAUGAAGAAAUAGCCGAAUCUAAUUAUUUGGAUGGGAAUAAAGUGAAUGGAACGGAGAGAGGAGAAAUAGGGAGGGUUAAGAGGAAUGUUCCAGAAAGAAAGUUGAGAGAAACCAAUGAAGCUUUAUUGAGAAGUUCCGAGGAAAUGGUUAUAGAACAGUCCGAAGAGAUUACAGAAUAUAUUCCAGAAUGCGAUUCGAUCUCGGUGGGCGUGUCGAGCAAGAGCGUGAUAAACGCGAGCGUGUUCUCCGAGCGCGUGUGCGCGCGCGCGUUACACAACUACACGUACGAGAUGCCGCUCUCCCACUGUCUGCAUCAGAAACAUCUGGAUGUUACCUUCAGAUCAUCAAAACUGAAGGAGAUCCGUCUCUGCGAUCUACACUGCAAAUACGACAACAUCAAAAACUGUCAAGCCAUCAGGGAAAUAGCGAAGCCGAUACCCACUGGCGACCAUUGGACCUCGAAGAUGACGUUGGAAUGCAAUAUGGAUAGAAGGAUGAAGAUACGCGCAGGAUUUAUGCCCUUAAAGGACCUAUGCUACCUAAGCCCAGACCACAAACUACCAUUCGUUGAGUUCAACAUUCAUAUAUUUAGAGAUUGUCGUAAU
This is a messenger RNA of Brenthis ino (lesser marbled fritillary), 3573 nucleotides long. The record is from the annotation of a GenBank genome assembly. NCBI's taxonomy places the organism in Eukaryota, Metazoa, Arthropoda, Insecta, Lepidoptera, Nymphalidae.